AUGGGCGCAUGCUCGGACCAUUUUCACGAGACCCGAAGUCAGCGUAGAUUCGAACAAGUAAUGCGCUCUUGUGUGCAAUUGCAGAUGAAACGAUGGCCAACCCAACACUGCCCAUGGAGCCUGGAAGGAAAGUGUACGUUCCAGUCUCGACGACAUGAUGUUGACGAAGGGAUCGAUUUUUCGCUUCAAUCCAAAGGCUUCCAGAAGUUUUCCUUCGCCCAGCGCCAGUCUGAGGCGCAGUGA
Messenger RNA from Protopolystoma xenopodis, 243 nucleotides. NCBI's taxonomy places the organism in Eukaryota, Metazoa, Platyhelminthes, Monogenea, Polystomatidea, Polystomatidae. The record is from the annotation of a GenBank genome assembly.